AAUAAACGCAUGCGCUGCCAAACUGCGCGGAUGAAUUUUUGAUUUUUAUUUUGUUUUGUGUUUAAUGAGAAUUUUUUGAUGAGUGUAAUUGUUUAUAAUUUAAUAAACAAAAACAACAGUUACAGCUAAGCAGCGGUUGCACUGACAAUAAAAGGGUGCGUGCGAUUCAAAACAACAAAAUUGAAAUUGAAAACAAAAAUGUGCUAAUCAUAAAGUGGUUCAUGCCCGAAUAUCCUUUUCUUCAUUUUUUUUUUCAAACGAAUGAAAAACCACAAAUUGGAAUAAAAUACAAAUAUUUUUAAAUAAGUGCUGUUGCAAAAUAGUUUACACUUUUAGUGAAAAGAGUGACAAAACAAAAACAGGAUACGAUUUUGAUUAUUUCCCAAGUCUCAAGUGUGUUCUUUCCUCGCUCCGGGGUGAAGAAAAGUAAACGAAACAAAUAAAAUAACGAUUUCUUCGGAGAAAUAAUAAAAAAUUCGGGAUUUUAAAAUUUUAAAUGUCGUCCGUGUGUUGGCCUCGUUGAAAGAAGAAAAUCUUUUGAAUUUUUGUUUUUAUUCAAUUCACUUCCCAAAUGAAUUGGAUUGUGAUUAAUUUUUAUGUUUUCCUGCUUAAAUGUGAAUGUUUUACAAAAAGAAAAUAAAACAGAAGCCCGAGUUAAAAAAAACUCAGCGCGCGGAAGUGACCCCAUCGCGAACGACCGCGACGACGACGAAUUCAACGUAAAAACUCUGGAUUUGGAUUACAAUGUGGUUACUGGCCGGGAAUACAGCAAAAUCGGAUAAAUUUUGGAUUAAAAUCAUUUUACUUACAUUUUUCUUAAUUGGGAUUAUUUGUAGGGUUGAAGGUACGGUGUCAUGCUUUCCUUCCUGCAAAAACGGUGCCACCUGCGUUCAACAACUAAACGGACAACCAUAUUGCAACUGCUCAACACGAUACGUAGGUGAUUCUUGCGAAUAUGCAAAUCCCUGCCACACAGGACGAUGCCAAAAUGGCGGUACAUGCAAGGUGACAUUUCGCGAUGGAACACCGCGAUUUGCAUGUCACUGUCCCAUCGGAUUCACGGAGUCCUUGUGUGAGAUACCGGUGCAGAAUGCAUGCGAUUCUUCGCCGUGCCUCAACAGCGGUACAUGCAACCUAAAAUCCCUGACAGAAUACACGUGCUCGUGCUCCAAUGGCUAUACAGGCAAGUUAUGCGAAAAACAAAACCUUUGCGCAUCAUCACCGUGUAGAAAUGGCGGAACUUGCAGCUCACUUCCUGGUGGAAAUUUCAAAUGCAGUUGCCCGAAAGGAUUCAAAGGCUUGGUGUGUUCUGAAGAUGUCGAGGAGUGUCAAACGAAUCCCUGCAAACAUGGCGGUAGCUGUGUUAACACACAUGGAUCAUAUCAAUGCAUGUGCGCACCAGGAUACACUGGAAAGAAUUGCGAAUCAAAGUACAUUCCUUGCUCACCGUCACCAUGCCAAAAUGGUGGAACGUGUCGUCAGUCAAGCGGACUCAACUACGAGUGCAAGUGUCCAGUUGGAUUUCGAGGGAAGAACUGCGAAGAGAACAUCGAUGAUUGCCCUGGAAAUCUUUGUCAAAACGGAGGAACUUGCAUUGACAAAGUUGACUCUUACCGUUGCAAGUGUCCACCUAACUACACCGGCGAACUAUGUGAAGCUGAUGUUGAUGAAUGUGCUUUACGACCUUCGGUAUGUCAGAACGGUGCGACAUGCACAAACACCAUCGGCAGCUAUUCGUGCAUCUGUGUAAAUGGCUGGGAAGGACCGGACUGCUCGCAGAAUCACGACGAUUGUGCGGUAGCAGCUUGUUUCGAUGGUGCUACUUGCAUUGAUGGAGUAGGUAGUUUCCACUGUCGAUGUCCACCUGGAAAAACAGGACUUCUGUGCCAUCUCGACGAUACCUGCACAUCCAAUCCGUGCCAUCCUGAUGCAAUGUGCGACACGAGUCCGAUAAAUGGGUCAUUUACGUGUUCCUGUGCAUCGGGCUUUAAGGGAAUCGACUGUUCGGAGGACAUCAACGAAUGUAAUCAAGGCGAACCGUGUGAACAUAAUGGAAACUGUGUCAACACGCCAGGAUCCUUCACAUGCAAAUGUACGCAAGGCUUCACGGGGCCACGUUGCGAAACGAACAUAAACGAAUGCGAAUCUCAUCCCUGCCAGAACGAGGGAAGUUGUCUGGACGAUCCUGGCACUUUUCGCUGUGUUUGCAUGCCUGGUUUUACCGGCACUCAAUGUGAAAUCGACAUUGACGAGUGCCAGUCGAAUCCUUGCCUCAACGAAGGAACUUGUCGUGAUAUGAUAAAUGGCUUCAAAUGUACCUGUGCAUUGGGCUUCACCGGAUCACGCUGCCAAAUCAACAUCGACGACUGUUAUUCACAACCGUGCCGUAACCGAGGAAUAUGCCAUGACUCCAUAGCGGGGUACACUUGCGAGUGCCCACCAGGCUACACAGGGCUCUCGUGCGAAAUUAACAUCAACGAUUGUCAAUCGAACCCAUGCCACCGAGGAAAGUGCAUAGACGGGGACAACUCAUUCACUUGCCACUGUGACUCGGGCUACACCGGCUAUCUAUGUCAAACACAAAUAGACGAAUGUGAAUCGAAUCCGUGUCAAUUCGGUGGACAUUGUGAGGAUCUUGUCGGAACUUACGUGUGCCACUGUCUGCCAGGAACAUCAGGACAGAAUUGCGAAAUCAACGUGAAUGAGUGCCACAGUAAUCCGUGCAACAAUGGGGCGACAUGUAUCGAUGGAAUAAACAAGUACACCUGCAAAUGUGUCCCAGGAUACACUGGAAUCCAUUGCGAAGUCAACAUCAAUGAAUGUGCCUCGAACCCGUGUGCCAAUGGCGGUGUUUGCAUGGAUCUUGUGAACGGAUUCAAGUGCGAAUGUCCACGCGGAUACUUUGAUGCCCGUUGCCUGAGUGAUGUAGAUGAGUGUGCUUCGAAUCCUUGCAUAAAUGGUGGUCGCUGUGAAGAUGGAGUGAACCAGUUCAUUUGCCAUUGUCUUCCCGGAUACGGUGGAAAGCGCUGCGAAGUGGAUAUUGACGAAUGUGGCUCGAAUCCUUGCCAACACGGCGGUAUCUGCCGUGACGCUUUAAACUCCUACAGUUGCCAAUGCAUGCCGGGCUACACCGGCCGGAGUUGUGAGACCAACAUUGACGAUUGCAUCAACAAUCCGUGCGCGAACGGUGGGACAUGCAUUGAUCUCGUCAAGGGAUACAAAUGUGUGUGCAAAGUGCCAUUCACAGGACGUGACUGUGAGUCAAAGUUGGACCCUUGCUCUACGAAUCGCUGUCGAAACGAUGCCAUAUGUACUCCAAGUUCUAAUUUCCUGGACUUUUCAUGUCAAUGCAUUCAAGCUUACACUGGGCGCUAUUGUGACGAGGACAUCAACGAGUGCCAAUUGUCAUCACCUUGUCGAAAUGGAGCUACUUGCUUGAAUGUCCCUGGUUCCUACAAAUGUUUGUGUGCCAAGGGCUAUGAAGGCAGAGACUGUACAGUCAACACAGAUGAUUGUGCUUCGUUCCCCUGUCAGAAUGGUGGAACUUGCCUGGACGGCAUCGGAGAUUACACUUGCCUCUGCGUGGAUGGCUUCGAAGGAAAACAUUGUGAGGCCGAUAUCAACGAAUGUCUGAGCAUGCCGUGCCAGAAUGGAGCAACCUGCAAUCAAUAUGUUAACUCUUACACCUGUACCUGCAGACUCGGUUUCUCCGGCAUAGAUUGCCAAACAAACGAUGAAGACUGCACGGAGAGUUCGUGUAUGAAUGGCGGCACUUGUCUGGACGGAAUAAAUAGCUACAACUGCUCAUGCCUUCCCGGAUUCACCGGUUCUAACUGCCAAUACAAAAUCAACAAAUGUGACUCGAUGCCAUGUUUGAACGGAGCGACAUGUCAUGAAAAUGGCAACGAUUAUACCUGCCACUGUUCAUACGGCUAUACCGGGAAGCAGUGCACCGACUACGUUGACUGGUGUGGUCAGAACUCUUGCGAGAACGGCGCCUCUUGCGUGCAAAGGAAGAACUUGUACCAGUGCAUUUGUGCUGCGGGAUGGACCGGGAAACUCUGUGAUGUACAGAUGGUGUCAUGCAAGGACGCUGCCUUGAGGAAAAACGUCAAAGUGAGCGAACUGUGUAACAAUGGGAGUUGCGAGAACUUUGGAAAUUCCCAUCGCUGCUAUUGUCAACAAGGCUACACCGGGUCGUAUUGCCAGAAAGAGAUCAACGAAUGUGAGUCGCAGCCAUGUCAGAACGGAGGCACUUGUCAUGAUUUGAUCGGAGCAUACGAAUGCAGUUGUCGCAAAGGCUUUCAAGGUCAAAAUUGUGAGCUCAAUGUAGACGACUGCAGCCCAAAUCCUUGUCAAAAUGGAGGAACUUGCCAUGACUUGGUGCACGACUUCAGAUGCUCUUGUCCACCCGGAACGUUGGGAAUAAUUUGUGAGAUCAAUCAAGACGAUUGCGUACAAGGAGCUUGCCAUAACAACGGAUCGUGUAUUGAUCGAGUUGGAGGUUUUGAGUGUGCUUGUCCACCUGGAUUUGUUGGCUCCCGCUGUGAAGGCGACAUCAAUGAAUGUUUGUCCAAUCCGUGCUCAAAUGCGGGUACCUUGGACUGUGUUCAGUUGGUGAACAAUUACCACUGCAACUGCAAACCAGGACACAUGGGACGGCACUGUGAGACAAAAGUGGACUUCUGUGCUAAUUCACCUUGCCAGAACGGUGGUAUCUGUUCCAAGAGACAAACUGGACACCAUUGCGUUUGUACUGAGGGCUUUUAUGGCCCGAACUGUGAGUUCUCUGGACACGAUUGUGACUCGAAUCCCUGUGGAGCGGGACGCUGCGCCAUUGAUGACGAUAAGGGUGGCUACAGCUGUGAGUGUCCCAAAGGUACAAUGGGAAUCAACUGCCAAAUCGAUAUCUUGGACGAAUGCAAACCAAAUCCGUGUCAACAAGGAGCAGGCUGUGAAGAUUUACUUGGCGACUUCGCGUGCUUUUGCCCCAUGAAGUGGUCGGGUAAAACAUGCGAUACCUAUGACCCUAGCUACCCAGGAUGGACGGCAGACAAUAAUCGUGUCGGCUUGAGGAAAUACACCGAAGACUUAGAACUCCAGAAAAAGCUAUGCACUAAGCGUGGUUGCGAGCAGAAGAAGGGCAAUCAUGUUUGUGAUCCCGAUUGUAAUACGUAUGCUUGCAACUUUGACGGAAACGACUGCUCGCUCGGAAUCAAUCCCUGGAUUAACUGCACUGCGAAUAUCGAGUGCUGGCGGGUAUUCAUGGACGGUACCUGCAACGAAGAGUGCAACAACGCGCAAUGUUUAUUCGAUGGACGGGACUGUGAACGAAAGUUGCAACCUUGUAACCCCGUUUACGAUGCCUAUUGUCAGAAGCACUACGCCAACGGUUUCUGUGACUAUGGAUGCAAUAAUGCAGAAUGCAACUGGGACGGCUUGGACUGCGAAAACAACACACAACCCCCGAAUAUCGCAGAUGGCGCCAUAUCGAUUGUGCUGCUGAUGGACAUCAAAACAUUCACCGAGGGUGCCGUUGAAUUCCUGCGAGACAUGGGGCAUGUUCUACGAACGACUCUGCGUAUCAAAAAGGACAGUUUGAAUAGAGAAAUGAUUUAUCCCUGGAAAUUCAAGUCGGAAAUUGAAGGCCUACAAAACACCGCUUUGGGCCGGAAGCACCAUGUCAUUCAGACCGAAAGCAGAUCCCAGGGUGGAACCCAAGUCUAUUUGGAAAUCGAUAAUCGAAAGUGUGACGAAUGUUUUGGCAAGGCUGCAGAAGCGGCAGAGUUUUUGGCUGCAACAGCAUCUAAACACUCCCUAUCCCAGAAGUUCCCCAUUUUCAAGGUCCAAGGUGUGAACAAUCCGGGUGAUGAGAUCAUGGACAGUCCGACAAAUGUACGAUACGUUACACUGGGAAUAAUAUUGGUGGUCCUUUCAUUUGCCCUAUUUGGAGUUCUCGUAACGACUCAAAGAAAGCGUGCUCAUGGUGUAACAUGGUUCCCAGAAGGUUUCCGAACACCAGCAACUGGUCUAAGACGCCACACUCGUCGUAGAGGACCUGACGGACAAGAAAUGAGGAAUUUGAAUAAAAAUCCAUCGCUGGUUUGUAUGAGCAACGAUGUAAACAUGAACCAAGGCAAUCACAUGGGUCAUAUGGGACAUUCCCAACAGUGGUCGGACGAUGAGUCAGAAAUGCCACAGCCAAAGAGACUGCGUUGUGAGCAAGGCUACUCGAGUGAUCACACAGUCGUGACGGACUAUGAGGAAGCUGAUUCGCGUGUCUGGUCACAACAGCAUCUUGAAGUUGCGGAUGUCCGGCCUUCGAUCAUGACACCUCCUGCCCAUCAGGACGGAAAACAUGUCGACAUUGACGUCCGUGGCCCGUGUGGAAUGACACCAUUGAUGGUUGCUGCAGUCCGAGGAGGAGGUAUCGACUCUGGCGAAGAUAUAGACACAGGCGAUGAUACAACAGCACAGGUCAUAUCCGACCUGUUGGCACAAGGAGCUGAACUCAAUGCGACUAUGGACAAAACGGGAGAGACUUCGUUGCAUCUGGCUGCGCGGUAUGCGAGAGCAGAUGCAGCAAAACGACUUUUGGAUGCUGGAGCUGACGCUAAUUGCCAAGACAACACCGGUCGGACACCAUUGCACGCUGCAGUUGCUGCAGACGCAAUGGGAGUCUUCCAGAUUUUGCUAAGAAACAGGGCAACAAAUCUGAACGCCCGAAUGCACGACGGCACAACACCACUUAUUCUGGCCGCCAGACUCGCCAUCGAAGGCAUGGUUGAAGAUUUGAUCACAGCCGAUGCAGACAUCAAUGCGGCGGACAAUUCGGGAAAAACGGCCCUACACUGGGCUGCAGCUGUAAACAACACCGAAGCUGUGAAUAUUCUCCUAAUGCAUCACGCCAAUCGAGAUGCGCAAGACGACAAGGACGAAACACCACUCUUCCUUGCUGCUCGAGAGGGUUCCUACGAAGCGUGCAAAGCGCUGCUCGAUAAUUUUGCCAACCGUGAGAUCACGGAUCAUAUGGAUAGGUUGCCGCGAGACGUUGCCAGCGAGCGACUGCACCACGACAUUGUUCGGCUGUUGGACGAACACGUUCCACGAAGUCCACAAAUGAUCGCUGUGACACCCAACACAAUGAUCAGCUCUCCGCCGAGCAGCACACAACCCCAAAUGAUAACGCAGCCCACUGUGAUCGCGUCAGGUAAGCAGCCGAAAAGCAAAGCGAAGAAGCAAAAGCUUGCUGCGGGAUCACUAACUCCCACGUCACCAGAAGGUGAACUUGGCGGUAGCUUGCGAAGAAAAGCAAGUGUCAAGAAAAGUACUGCCAAAAAGGGUAGUGUGAAUAUGGGGGGUGUAAUAAAUACCCAAAUGCUAAGCGAACAACAGUUGAUAGACGCACAACUCAGCUCUGUUGAGUCGCCACCUGUAACGAGUCCGUAUGAUACUACAAGUCUGUAUUCAAACGCUAUGGCCGCCCACCAUCAGGUGGACCUGUUGGGCGGCAACAAACAGCCGCCCAGUUACGAAGAUUGCAUAAAAAAUGCGCAAUCGAUCCAAUCGCUGCAAAACAUGAACAACAUGGAGAACUACGGCUAUUCAAUGGGGUCCCCGUUUCAGGAUAUAAUGAAUGCCCAACGCGCGGCGAACGGACACAGCGUACAGAUGGGCGAGCAAGGACUUAGUCCGCCAUACUCGAACCAAUCGCCUCCGCAUUCAGUCCAAAGCAAUAUUGCGCUUUCACCGCAUGCUUAUCUCGGUUCGCCAUCACCAGCAAAAUCACGUCCAAGUCUGCCCACCUCGCCAACGCACAUCCAAGCGAUGCGACACGCUACCCAUCAAAAGCACGGCCCGCCACUGAGUGGAGGAGGCCAGGCUCUGGUGGCCCCAAACAGCAAUUCAUCGUCUUCGGCGUCGAGUUUUCAACAGUCGCCCAGUAGUAUGUCGCAACAAAAUUCACCCGUAAAACUUGGCCUGAUAUCGCCCACUGGGAGUGAUAUGGGCAUGAUGGUGCCACAACAGCAGCAACAACAGAACAGUGCAAUAAUGCCACAAUCUAUGCAGUUAGGGGGCUUAGAAUUCGGUUCAGCUGGCUUGGACUUGAAUGGAUUUUGUGGAUCUCCGGACUCAUUUUCUGGCCAAAUGAAUCCUCCAUCAAUACAAAGCUCAAAUUCGGGAUCCUCGCCCUCAAACAUGCUGUCGCCGUCAUCGCAACAUAAUGCGGCAUUUUACCAGUAUCUAACGCCGCCCAGCCAGCAUUCUGGUGGACACACCCCACAACACCUCGUCCAGACACUGGAUAGCUAUCCAACGCCGUCGCCGGAAUCUCCAGGUCACUGGUCAAGUGCAUCACCCCGGUCCACGUCCGACUGGUCGGAGGGCGUUCAGUCGCCACAAGGGCCCAACAACAUGUACAUGACUGCCGGCCACCAAGCUAACAAGGGUUCCGAGGCCAUAUACAUCUGACGAUCACAAGCAAAAGCAACAAACUAAAAGAUUCCUCAUACUUGCCUUUCUUUUUUUUUAAUUCUUCUCAAAAUCACUUCAUAUCAAAUCUCACUCGAAAUCCGUAAUUAAAACAAAACAAAACUUUGAAGCACAACUUCGACUGCCCUUGCAUGUUACAUAAACAAAUAUAUUAUAUAUUUUAUUUAUAUAUAUUAAAUAUUUUAAGUGUAAGUAAAGUCUAAAUAUAAACAAAAGAAAUAUUUAAGAUAAAAACUACAAAUUUGUAAAAACAAAACACGAGAAGACAAAAACGAAUAUAGCAUACAAACACCGUAGAAGUAGGGCGUUGAUAAAAUAAUAAUAAAUUCAUUUGUAAAAAGUAUCUCAUUUAAGUUAAAUAUUUUAAUAGUGUAAGUAAAUAUAUUUUUUUUAUUUUAUUUUAUUUAGUCGGGAAAUAUUUUCCCUGUUACAUUUUCCAUAGAAAAGAGUUGUUGUUUUUACUAAAAAGAAAAUGAGUAUAUCCAAACUAUAAGAACAUACUAUAUCAUCAUUUAAUUUUUUAUAGUAGUUAUAAAAGCAAUUAAUAUUUUAUAUAAACAAAUAGGCGUCCGUCGAAGGCACGUUUCAGAGAUUUAAAUAAAAUCCCCUUUUAAUAUCCUUCGUUAAAAAGAAUAAAACAACUUUUAA
This is a messenger RNA of Eupeodes corollae, 9141 nucleotides long. RefSeq names its product neurogenic locus Notch protein (gene N). The transcript is spliced from 10 exons. Gene Ontology annotation, molecular function: calcium ion binding; protein binding. Gene Ontology annotation, cellular component: membrane. Bases 745 to 8472 code for a protein of 2575 amino acids. Gene Ontology annotation, biological process: regulation of developmental process; Notch signaling pathway; cell differentiation. NCBI's taxonomy places the organism in Eukaryota, Metazoa, Arthropoda, Insecta, Diptera, Syrphidae. The record is from RefSeq and is a predicted model, not a curated record.